GGGACUACAACUCCCGUCGGCGCCCGCGCGCCCGGCGCAGGCGCAGUGUCUCGGCGGGCUCCUGUCUGUGGCCGCGGAGGAUGCACGGAGAUUAGACGCGGGCGAAGCAAGCGGCCGCUGCCUACGGCGCUGCGGAGCCGCGGGGGCCAGGUUGCACCGUGGGCGAGAGGUUGGAGAUGGGAUUUGAAUCGGCUCUGGGGACCGUUGAGCAAGAAAGAGAGUCGAGAGGUUGCCAUUGAUGUGUAACGUGUCGUGGUGCCUACAGAUGUCAGCAGCAGCUCCAGCUCCUCAGCCACUGGCCUCUGUUGGGACAGCUCUCGCUUUGUCUCCAGAGGUAAUGAACCCCAACAAGCCUGGGCGAGUGACGAACCAACUCCAGUACAUGCUGAAGGUGGUGGUGAAGACACUGUGGAAGCACCAGUUUGCUUGGCCUUUUCACGUACCAGUUGACUCGCAGAAACUUAACUUGCCGGAUUAUCACAAAAUCAUCAAACAGCCCAUGGAUAUGGGCACGAUAAAGAAAAGGUUAGAGAACAACUAUUAUUGGAGUGCCAGUGAAUGCAUGCAGGAUUUCAACACUAUGUUCACCAACUGUUACAUAUACAACAAGCCUGGUGAUGACAUUGUGUUAAUGGCACAGACUUUGGAGAAGAUCUUCCUGCAAAAGGUUGCUCAGAUGCCUCAGGAGGAGGUGGAACUGGUGCCCUCGGUACCAAAGGGCAAAGGUCGAAAGCACCCAGGAAUGCAGCAGGUGGCCGCAGUGUCUUCGGCCAGCGAGCCAACGCCUUUCCCAGAAGCUCCUGCCGAGGCCUCUCCACCUCCCAUCAUCAUCUCCACUCCAGUGCCGACCACCCUGCCCACCCAGGUCACGGCAGCCCCUGCUCAAUCUUCCAGCCCCAUGAUGUCGGUCAUCCCACCUCCAGCGCAGCCUGUUACCAAGAAAAAAGGUGUGAAACGGAAAGCAGACACGACGACCCCCAGUACCUGCGCCAUCACCACCACCACCACCAGCAGCUCCGAGUCCCCUCCCCCUCCCUCCGAGUCCAAAGCCGGCAAGUUGGCGUCGCGGCGGGAGAGCGGGCGGCCGAUCAAACCGCCAAAGAAAGACCUGGAAGAGGUGGAGCUGCAGCAGCCCUCGGGCAAGAAGGGGAAACUGACGGAGCACCUGAAGCACUGCGACAACAUCCUGAAGGAGAUGCUGUCGAAGAAGCACGCGGCCUACGCCUGGCCCUUCUACAAGCCCGUGGACGCCGAGGCUCUGGAACUGCACGACUACCACGAAAUCAUUAAGCAUCCAAUGGACCUCAGCAGCGUGAAAAAAAAGAUGGACGGUCGGGAUUAUAGUGAUGCCCAAGGAUUUGCUGCCGAUAUUCGGUUAAUGUUCUCCAACUGUUACAAAUACAACCCUCCAGACCACGAAGUGGUGGCAAUGGCCAGGAAACUGCAGGACGUGUUUGAAAUGAAGUUUGCAAAAAUGCCGGACGAGCCCGCGGACGCAUCUCCGCCCCCGUCCCUCCCGCCACCGGCCGCCGCCAAACCCAAGCCGACGUCGAGUGACAGCAGCCGGGAAUCGUCGUCCAAUUCCAACAGCUCCGAUUCGGAAGAGGAGCGGGCAAACCGGUUGGCGGAACUGCAGGAGCAGCUGAAAGCUGUGCACGAGCAGCUGGCAGCGUUAUCCCAGGCUCCUGUCAGCAAGCCGAAGAAGAAGAAAGAGAAGGAGAAGGAGAAAGAGAAGAAGGAGAAAAAAAAGAAGGAAAAACACAAGGUGAAGGUUGAAGAGGAAAAGAAGGGGAAGUCCUCACAGGGGAUGAAGCAAGUGCAGUCCAAGAAGCACGGCAGCAAGAAGCCCAGCAGUGGGAAUGCUGCACCCAGAACCCUGAAGAAGGCAGCGAAGCAGGUGGUUCCAGUCCAUGACUCUGAAGAGGAGGAGGAAGCUCAGCCCAUGUCGUACGACGAGAAGCGGCAGCUGAGCCUGGACAUCAACAAGCUGCCGGGUGAAAAGCUCGGCCGUGUGGUGCACAUCAUACAGUCCAGGGAGCCCUCUCUCAGGGACUCCAACCCCGACGAGAUUGAAAUAGACUUUGAAACGUUGAAGCCCACAACUCUGCGGGAGCUGGAGAGAUACGUCAAAUCUUGUUUGCAAAAAAAGCAGCGGAAACCGUACAACAAUUCCCCCGAAACGUUCAUUGGUAGAGAUGGUGAGGAACAGCAACACCGAUCCCUGUGGGACUCCACUAGUAGCCGGCCCCCAUUACCAGCUGCGCCGUCAAAGAAGAGCACGGGGAAGUCGAAGGAGGAGCUGGCUCUGGAGAAAAAGAAGGAGCUGGAGAAACGAUUGCAGGACAUGAGUGGACAAUUUAACCACAGCAAGAAACUCAACAAAAAAGCGGAUAAAUCAGACUCCGGGCAAGGAGGGGGCCCUUCUCGUCUCAGUGGCAGCAGCAGUUCCUCCUCCGAUUCGGGCAGCAGCAGCUCCAGCGGUUCCAGCUCCUCAGACACCAGUGAAUCCGAAUAGCUCUGGUCUGGUCUGGUCUGCUCUUGCCUUGCAACCUGGAUGCUGGAUGUACAGUUUAGGCACAGAGGACUUGCCCUGCUGCCGGCCUGCACAACCUGAACCAUACCUCAGCAGAUUCGAAGGCUGUGCUCUAUAUAUUUUAAUGGCUGAACUUGCUGCAAGGGGACCCUGACAAGCACAUUCCAUCGAUGAUCAUUGACCCAGCACACGACCCAAUGAGUGCGAGUGGAUGAGAGUGUUGCUGCAACUGAGUCGUUGGCUUGAGCGCAGCUUUUGACUGCGUGGGUGCAGGCUGUACGGCGUGCGUGUGUAUGUAUGUGCGUGUGUAUGCAUGUAUGUAUGUAUAUGCGUGUGUAUGUAUGUAUGUGCGUGUGUAUGUGUGUGCGUGUGCAUCAACCUAAUUUAUUGACGUCAGACAAACAAAUCAAUUUGGGACCAAUGGAAGAAGAUAUCAAGCGUCGGAUUCCAUUGCGUGGGUGGCCGAUGGCCUGUGAGAUUCUUCACCUUUAUAUUCAGGCAACACACCGGCCGGUGCUUAGUCACUUUGGGUGCUCGAUUCAAUCUGUACUUUUUCUUA
This is a messenger RNA of Leucoraja erinaceus (little skate), 3092 nucleotides long. RefSeq names its product bromodomain-containing protein 3-like. Bases 239 to 2515 code for a protein of 758 amino acids. The transcript is spliced from 13 exons. The record is from RefSeq and is a predicted model, not a curated record. Gene Ontology annotation, biological process: chromatin remodeling; regulation of DNA-templated transcription. NCBI's taxonomy places the organism in Eukaryota, Metazoa, Chordata, Chondrichthyes, Rajiformes, Rajidae. Gene Ontology annotation, cellular component: chromatin; nucleus.